AUAAUUCGGUCUUCCGUAGAAAGAAAAGGGCGUUUUUGACGGUGAUGGCAUUUUUGGAAACUGAUACACUUGGACAGGAAAGAUUCUCCCUCCUCCUGCUGGAACCUGGAGAGAUCUACUUUGAGGACUUCAGUGUGUUUUAUUACCCAGCAGGAUUAUCAGAACAAGAUGCUAUCAGAAGGAAACAAAGGGGACAUCUCAAGAUGUGCUCCAAGUCCAUUGUUUUCGUCCCGAAGGACAUACAGUUCCCUAUUAUCAAGUUCCCGAUGCGGUGCAUCACAACGAUUGAUGAGUGGUCCGGAGGACUAUUUUCAAAGAUGGACAUCAAGGACCGGGUGCUGAAGGUGGUGUCGGAGCAGGCUGUGGAGAUGAAGGAGAAGAAUAUCAUAGCACCCUUUGUCUUCAGGAAGGAUUCAGCGGAACACCGAUUCUCCCUGAACUACGCCACCCUGGAUGACUGCCUGCCGCUGUUCUGUCAGCUCCAGAGAGCUUCCACCCUCCCGCCAGCCGACCAGUCUCACAUGAUAAAUGCCAUUGUUUUGUCGAGGCAGUCAAGGGUGAAGUUCAACACCAGCUGGUUGGAGGACCUGUAUGAGAAGAUCGUGCUAGAGACGCAGGGAGACAGGAACACUCCCCUGGCCAAGAACCCCGGCAGGAUCAUGCUGACCUCCUCCAGACUCUACUUCCAGCCAUUCAACAACAUUGACAGGUGGCCAGUUUUGAAAAUCAGACUCAAAGAAAUCAAGAGGCUUAUAAGACGUAGAUACCUGCUCCGACAGCUGGGUUUGGAGAUCUACUGUAGUGACAAUGCACCAGUUACACAUCUGUAUCUAUCCUUCAAGACAGAGGAGAUACGCAACCAGCUGUAUGAUCACAUCCUACAACAGCAGGACCUGCAUCUUGACGAGGUGGGACAAGAGGACAUGACGCUCCGGUGGCAGAGUGGCUACAUCUCCAACUAUGAUUACCUCCUCUAUCUCAACAGUUUGGCGGACCGCAGUUUCAAUGACUUGACGCAAUAUCCAGUAAUGCCAUGGGUCAUAUCCGACUACACCAGCGAUCAUUUAGACUUGCAAGAUGAGAAAGUUUACCGCGAUCUGAAGAAGCCGAUCGGAGCCUUGAACCAGGAGAGGCUGGACAGGAUCAAGGAACGGUUCAUUGACAUGCCGGAGCCGCGGUUCAUGUACGGCUCCCACUACUCCACUCCAGGAUAUGUGCUGUUCUUCCUUGCCAGAAUAUGUCCGGAGUAUGUGCUCUGUCUACAGAAUGGGAAGUUUGACCAUGCAGACAGAAUGUUCAACCUCCUCCAAGACACCUGGAACAACUGCCUUCAGGGAGCUGCUGACUUCAAGGAGCUGAUACCUGAGUUCUAUAACGGCUCCACAGACUUCUUUGUUCAUAAAGGGAUCAUUAACUUUGGCAUCAAACAAGACGGUCGCCCUGUCGCCGAUGUAGAGCUGCCUCCCUGGGCAUCAUGUCCAGCAGAUUUUGUCCGUAAGCUACAGGAUGCUCUUGAGUCGGAGUACGUGUCCUCCAACAUCCAUCACUGGAUCGACCUCAUCUUCGGCUUCCAGCAGCGUGGCGAGGAGGCAGAGAAGGCAGACAACUUGUUCUUCUACCUGACAUAUGAGGGAGCGAUCGACUUGGACAGUAUCGAGGACCCUAAUGAGAGGGCAGGCCUGGAGACACAAAUCAUGGAAUUUGGCCAGGUCCCCAAACAGUUGUUCACCACCCCACAUCCCAGGCGCUUGUGUACCACACCGGUGCCCCGCCCGGUCCCCACACUGGAGGCACAUGUGGCAGCGAGGGCAGACUCUGACACUAACAAAGACAAACGUUCAUUAGAGUCCUCCAUGGAGAAAAGCCUGGAGGUGGCUGAACCAGUCAUCAAAACUGUCGACUUCAGCAAAAUCAAAACACAUCUCAAGUACACCCUGCAUAAGGAUGCUGUUACUGAUGCAAAGCUCUCAGUUGAUGGGAAGAAUGUUUUCUCAGUCUCACAAGACAGCCUACUGAAGAUGUACUCACUGGAGGAACAGCGUCAACUCCGCAGUGUCAACUUGUCCAGCAUGGCCCUGUCUUCCUGUUUAGCCAUGCCAGACAACAAGACCAUCAUUGUGGGCUCCUGGGACAAUAAUGUCUACUUCUACAGCAUCGAGUACGGCCGGGUGUUGGACACACUUCAUGGCCAUGAUGAUGCAGUGUCUUCUAUAGCUUGGAGGUCUGGCACCCUGUACACAGCCUCGUGGGACUCUUCGGUGAAGAUCUGGAAGCUGCCACAACCAGAACAAGGCCAGGCUCUCUCAUCGGCCAAAUAUCUGGGCCAGCUGGACCAUGACGAGGGGGUGACGUGUCUGGACCUGGAUGCCGAGAGUCGCCUGCUGGUGACGGGCACCAAGGAUGGCCAUCUGUGUGUGUGGGACCUCUACACUCAGUACAUCAGCAACCAACUAGCAGUGCAUCAUGGGAGAAUCAAUGCUGUCCUCAUCAGUCCAGAUGUGAGACGGAUCCUGUCCUGUGGGGAAGACAACUACAUCAAAGUGCUGGACACAGGAACUGGCACCGAGAUCUUCACCAAGGAUGUCCAAGAUGAAAUACUAUGUCUCCAGUGGGCUGGGGGCCUGGUGAUGUCGGGGAACAGUGCAGGCUUCGUGCAGGUCUGGGACAUGGACAAGGGACAGUUACUUCACCAGUCAAAGGCUCAUCAAGAUGCUGUGACCAGUAUUGAUGUUGCUGAGGAUGGGAGGCUGUUGUCAGGAGGAUAUGACAAGACUGUCAUAGUGUGGCAGUGUGGAUAACUAGUCCCACAGUGGCUAGACGGAUCACCAACAACUGCUGAAGUGCUGGGAUCGUAGGUGAUCAAAACAGCUCUCUGGGGAUCCUCUGAAGGCCAAUAUGUGGAUCUUCUUCCACAGUGGUUUGAGAAAUAUCAGGUCCAAAAUUCGCAUAUGGUUUUUAGUCUUUGAUCUACAUCCUUAAUUAUCCAGGAUAUUAUAUUUCCAUUCCACUUUGAUAAAUUCUCUGGAUCCAUUGGCUAUGAUAGCUUUGUUAAGAGCUUGAUUUAGAGAGCAUGAUGCUAAAAAAGCCCUCCAGUCAAAUUAGUCUGUGAUAAGUUAGAGAGAGGAAGGAUGGAUGUAAAGAUGGCACGUCCAUGACAAAGCUAUAUUUGAGAAUGGGUCCAAGGUAUUUAUUAUGAUUUUAUUGAAAUAUGAUAAUCGAGGAUGUAGACAUCAAGGUUUCUCAAAUACUGCUAAUACCCUUUGUUAUCCUGUUGAAUUUUUGCCAUCAUCACAACAUUCCGAUACGCGUGUGAUACAGCAUUAACAUAUCCCACUGGUGCUCUUUUUGCUUGUACAAAAAUUGUAUAUGAUGACCAUUGGAUGAUAUUUUUAAUAUGUUUAUGUGUCAUAUAUGUGAGGGGCCGGAUCAAAGGUUAACCAUAUCAUUUCCAAAUGUACAUUGUACCGGUCAGUUUAAUGCUGAUGGUUAUAUCUCAAUUUGUUUGUAAAAAGAUAUAAAUUGCUUUUAUUUUGUGUUACUAUUGUAUUAUAUUGGUUAUUGGAAUAUGAGUAUAUGUGAGGGGCUGUGUCAAAAGUUUCCAUGUCUUUUUAGAAUGUAAGUGUCACUUUGGUGUUGAUGUGUAUAUGGCAGUUUCGUUUGUACACAGAUAAUAAAUGAUUAUUCUUCGUUCAAUCUCAUUAAAAUCAGAUCUUAGUUCUCGUUAUCGCUGAACAAAGAUCUGAGGACAUCCCAUUACAGGUCACGUCAGAACGACCUUUCAUCCAACCAAUCGGAGCCUCGCUUACCAGAUCA
Messenger RNA from Haliotis rufescens (red abalone), 3813 nucleotides. RefSeq names its product protein FAN-like. The record is from RefSeq and is a predicted model, not a curated record. NCBI's taxonomy places the organism in Eukaryota, Metazoa, Mollusca, Gastropoda, Lepetellida, Haliotidae. The transcript is spliced from 32 exons. Gene Ontology annotation, molecular function: protein binding. Bases 45 to 2798 code for a protein of 917 amino acids.